AUGCUGAAGACGGAGGCCUCGGGGGAGAGGAGCAGCCUCCGGAGUGCCUCCCCGCACCGCAAUGCCUACCGGGCCGAGUUUCAAGCCCUCAAGAAGGCCUUCGACCAGCCUCAAAUGGACGGAAACGCCAAACCGACAGACCUCGAACGGGGGAAGCAACCUAGGGGACGCCAAUACGGCGCCCACGUUAGCCGCAUCAAAGACAUGUUCAUGCAGAUGGGCUCGGAAAGUGGCAAAUCAAGGGGGCGAGAGGACCCUUCGCCACAAAAGAUGGUAAAACCGACCAAUUUUAUCAACAAAGCUGACGGAUCGGUGAUAAAACUCCAGCAUUCUUCCUCGGCCGAACGGGUAGGAGGCGCAGGAGCAAAGUUCUCGGAAACCAGGAAGCUUUUUGAACAGCAUUCGCGCGACCAGUCGCAAUCACCGGUGUACCCCUACGGACGUGAUAAACGGGGUUCGCACGAGCAUCUCGACGACUGGAGGGGCACGAGGUCCAACAGGGGUAGUACGGACUCUCUGGACUCACUCUGCUCUAGAACAGAAGCGUCUUCGCCGACCGUCAGCCAGCUGAGCGCCGUGUUUGAAAACGCCGACCAGCAGAACCAAGGUACGCCCUUCCGAGGAAUCGGAAGACGGGCUUUGUACUCACCCGACGGAUUCCAUCGCCAAGGAGAUCUCAGCGAGGACGACGCGCGACAAUCUCCGAUACGUGGGAGUUACCGCAACAGGAUCGGCGGGAAGUUCCCUUCGUCUUUAUCUGCUGAGGACCUACUGAAUCCAAGCUUGGUGGCCGAAACCUCGGCGCGGAAACUAAACCUACGAGACGAGGACUCGAAAGAUAACGCCAAUAAGAAGCAACUAUCUGACGCUACCACGAAUGGAAAUCAGGUCAACGGUUCCUGCGACGAGGACGAAAAACACUCGGCGACGAGGCAAUUCCUUAACGAGGAUAACCACGAAUCUGCAAACGAUAACGUGAUUACCGACAAACAUUUUGAGGACGCCGCCCUUAAACCACCUACUCCGACCACGGAACCCCAAGACGAUCCCGCCAGAGAGGACUCAUCUCCAGAUUCUCUCAAAGACCAACCCGACGAGGAAUACGCCGGAAACGAGCGUGUGAUUUUCAACGCGGACGGUGACGCGUGUUAUCAGGGUUGGGGCGAGAGUUGCACCGAUGCAGAGGACGAUCUCUACGAUGACGACGAAGAUAUCGUCUACGACCCCGGCUCCCAUACGACAGAGAUUCCCGGUCUGCCCGAGGAAAACGAGGAGGACGUUCCUGCGAGCAGAAAAAUUCGCUUUAGCUCUGCUCCUAUAACGGUAUUCAACACCUACUCCAACGAAGACUACGACCGCCGUAAUGAGGAAGUGGAUCCCGUGGCUUCGUCUGCAGAGUACGAGCUGGAGAAACGAGUGGAAAAACUCGAGCUCUUCCCUGUGGAGUUGGAGAAAGAUGAAGACGGUUUAGGGAUCAGCAUCAUCGGGAUGGGUGUCGGUGCUGAUGCAGGCCUGGAGAAAUUGGGCAUCUUUGUCAAAACAGUCAUUGAAGGUGGCGCGGCUGAAAGAGAUGGAAGGAUCAAAGUGAACGACCAGAUCGUGGAGGUGGACGGAACCAGCUUGGUGGGCGUCACGCAGAGUUUUGCCGCUUCUGUUCUCAGGAACACAUCAGGAGUUGUGCGGUUCGUCAUCGGCCGAGAGCGACCAGGUCAGCAGAGUGAGGUGGCCACGCUCAUCCAGCAGACCCUGGAGCAGGAGAAGCGACAGCGUGAACUCCUGGAGCAGCAGUACGCUCAGUACGACGCCGAUGACGAUGAGCAAACUGGCGAGUACGCUACUGACGAGGAGGAGGCAGGGCCCGCUGGGGCGAGCGAGGAGAAGAACAUCGAAGUGUUCGACCUGCCCGAAAACGAUGACGUCUUGUCGCCAUCGGAUUUAGAUACCACCAAACUGUACCAGAAAUUUAGAGAGCUCCAGAUCAAACACACUGUGACUGAGGCCGAGAUCCACAAGCUGAAAAACAAGCUGGCUUCCGUGGAAAGGGAGAAGCAACGUUGGGAGAAGGAGAAGACCCAGCUGAAGGCCAGCAUCGAGGACAACAAGGAAAGGAUGCUAAAGCUGGAGAGCUAUUGGAUCGAAGCGCAGACCUUGUGUCACACGGUCAACGAACACCUGAAGGAGGCUCAGGCGCAGUAUCAGACGUUGGAGAAGAAGUACAACAAAGCCAAGAAACUUAUCAAAGAUUUCCAGCAAAAGGAGGUGGAGUUCAUCCAGAAGGAGGACGCAGAAAGAAAGCGGCUCGAGGAGGCUGAGAAAUCUCACCUGGCUGAAAUCCAGGGACUGCAAGUCAGGAUUGCAACACUGGAGUCAGAGCUGAUGCAGCUGAUGAAGCAAAACAACAUCCAGGUCAACAACAAUAAUAGCAACAGUGCCGAGAGGCCGCGCACUCCUCAGCAAAGCCCAAAUAAAGUCGCAGCACAAGGCAGAGAACUGAGGAAAGGCUCCCCCUAUUCACCCAGCAAAGUAAAAAGCUCCAGAACAGACAGCGUCAGCUCCGCCGAGGGAGAGGUCUCAGAGGGGCGUUGCAGUCCAGGUCACAGUCGUUCUGGAUCCAUUCGUAGUGUUGCUUCUUAUGACGCAGUCCCAAGGGGUCUGGCCAGUGCAGAAGGAUCCCCAAGACGCAUAAAAGAAGGUUCUUCUGCGACGUCAAGCCCUUCUCGGCAUGCGGAGGACCAGAGACAAGCCCAUGAGUCUUCGUGCACAGAGAACGUGGCAGCGGACAGCCCUCGAAAAUUCAAGGCAAAAUUUCUCGAGGGACCAGCGUUAAGCGAGGACUUGAGCGCUAGCAGCAGCAGCUCUGCGGAUAUCGGCGACGGAAAAACGUUGGGACGCUCUGAUAGCUUGGCGCUUUCUUCGGAUGAGAGUUUGGAUAUGGUAGACGAUGAGAUCCUCGAAGAAAGCUGGAUUACAAAGCAGCACCCAUGUCAGAACCGCGGUGCACUCGAAUGGAGCUCUCAGCAAGUGUCCCGCUGGCUUGUAGGCCUCAAUUUAGAACAGUAUAUUCCUGAAUUCACUGCCAAAAACAUAGACGGGGAACGACUGCUGCGACUAGAUAGCACUGAACUCAAGUCCCUUGGCGUCACUUCUUCCCAGGACCGAACCCUAAUCAAGAAAAAAAUUAAAGACCUUAAAGUUCUGAUGGAGAAGGCUAAGAGGAACCAGGAGAAAAUGGAGAAACAACGUGAGAAGCUCCGGAAAAAAGAAAUGGAGCAACAGCAGAAAGAAUCACGAUAG
Messenger RNA from Nerophis lumbriciformis (worm pipefish), 3294 nucleotides. NCBI's taxonomy places the organism in Eukaryota, Metazoa, Chordata, Actinopteri, Syngnathiformes, Syngnathidae. The record is from RefSeq and is a predicted model, not a curated record.